GGAUCAUUAUGCCAUUUAUGGCUGCACCUGAGGCAGCAUCGGCUAAAGCUUGCAAAAAUUUUGACCUUUCAAUGUCUGUUAUGGCAUUUGGUGGAAUUAAGGAGAUACUCUCUUUUGCCCACUCUAAAGCUUUUACACCAUAGGCUCGUGUUAGAGCUAACACUAACCGUUUCUAAUCGCGAACUCGGGAGUGCUCCUGUGAUGGCAGCCACAAGAAUUCUGGUGAUUGCAGCGCCUCUUGGGAAGAUCACGUUGUCACGUAUAGACAGUUUGCAAUAUCAAAAACGUCCGACAAGAAAUUCAAUAUGGAAUUCGAGGCUUCCCUGCAGUGAAAAUGAUUGCAACUUAGUUCCUUGGGAUGUGUGCGUGUGCCUGUGUGUGUGUGAGAGAGAGAUAGAGAGAUAG
Striga asiatica is the source of this 405-nucleotide messenger RNA. NCBI's taxonomy places the organism in Eukaryota, Viridiplantae, Streptophyta, Magnoliopsida, Lamiales, Orobanchaceae. The record is from the annotation of a GenBank genome assembly.